AUGAGCGCUAUCAAUGUAACAGACAACACAGAGGAGAAGCAAAAGAAGAAGCAGAAGCUCGCGGCGAGAGUAGAACCGGAGCCGAGUCCGCAGAGGGAGGAGGAAGAGCCGAUGAGUGCCGACAGCAAGCUGGGCCUGCUGACGCGACUGGUGGAGAUGAUGUCCGGCGAGCUACGCGACGUGAAGCGCGACAACGAGAGGCUCCGGGCCAAGGUCAAGCGGCUCAAGUCGGGCCUUCAGGACACCAAGAGCCAAGUCGAGUACCUGCUCGCCGCCGAUCGACGGCGCACUCAGCUCGAGGAGGACGAAGCCAAGCGACGACGAGACAGCGCCAACAACUACUUCAAUAGCGGAAGCAACAGCGCGACAGACCAGCAGCUCCAGCAGUACCAGCAGCAGGUUCUCCAGCGAUUUACGGCACUCGUCCUGGUCGUCCACGGGAGCGUCGUCGCCCUCACCACCGUCGACGUCGCCAUCGGCCAACUGAUCACGGAAGCCCGACACCUGAUGCCUUUCCUCGGCCCCUACAACAUCCCCUCUCCCUUCGCCGUGCCCGAUUUCAGUUUUCCCGUGUGCUCGUUCUUGACGGCUUCGAUAUUCGAGGAUACGUCACCGGCAUUUGCCUACGUCAAUCCCGCCUUCAUGCGUCUCACUAAAUACUCUUGGAAUGAUAUCAUCGGUGCGCCAUAUGCGAUGCUGUUUGCUGUCAACGAAGAGCACUACCGGGCGUUGGCGCCAAUCAUGAUCAAUAGACCGCCCAUGACGGUGAGCGACAUGUAUCGAAUCCGAGUGCUCAUUCGGUGCAAGGACGGCAAGCUGCUGCGAACUCGGUACUCGCUCAUGUGCAUCCUCGACUGGGAGGAGGGCUGGCUGGAGGAGGGCGAGAGCUACGGAUUCGACCACUGGGUGCCGAUCGUCAAAGUGCUCUCGCCCAAGAUCGAGGACGUACCGUCCCACCCGCCCUCCAGCCAGAACUCUUCAUCCCCCUUCGACGAUCCCACGCAACUCUAUCGAUUCUCCUCGAUCACCACCUCUGCCUCUGCCACGACCUCCGAACCACUAUCGCCGCUGGACAUAUGCAACGCCACGGCCAUCGGCACCACCACCAACAACGACAGCGACAGCGGUGGGAACAGAGCUCCACUGACGCCAGGGCUCGACGCUUUCCUCUCCAGCCACUUCCCCUCUUGGUGA
Acanthamoeba castellanii str. Neff is the source of this 1194-nucleotide messenger RNA. RefSeq lists its product as uncharacterized. The record is from RefSeq and is a predicted model, not a curated record. NCBI's taxonomy places the organism in Eukaryota, Discosea, Longamoebia, Acanthamoebidae. The transcript has 7 exons. The coding region runs from base 1 to 1194 and encodes 397 amino acids.